GUUGAGAUUACGUGGAAAUAUUCCUUGGUCGCUUGCAUGAAAAUCCGGCAUAAGAAAUUACGGUACACAGCGACAUAUUUGUUGGAGUAGAAUCGUUUAGAGGUAACCUGACAUUACAGAGGAACAGAGAUAGAUAAACAAGAGAAUGGAAGAGGAAACGAUAGAUAUCAUAGAAAAGGAGGAAUGUGAGAAUGAAGCUGGAGAAAUAGAACCAUUGAUCAAUCUUGAUCCUGGACUGACGUACAAUGAAUUCUUUUGGAAAUGUUUACGCGCUAACAGACCAUGUUUAUUUCGUUCGGGUCUCAUGGAAAACUGGCCAUCGAAGAAACGAUGGAGGAUGCCUGAAAAUGCGCCAAAUUUUGAAUUACUCAGAGAACUAUUCGGUACGUCUUCGGCAAUUGUUGUUGACUGCACCAAAACGAUACAGUUGAUGGAUUCUGGGAAAGCAAAGACCAUGAAUAUCAAUGACUAUUUGGACUAUUGGAUUGACUAUCGAAGAAGUGGCUACUCAAAGGAUAUGCCACUUUUAUAUUUAAAGGAUUGGCAUUGUAUGAUUGAAAAUCCGAACGUGCCUGUUUAUGAAAUACCGAAAUACUUUGCUUCUGACUGGGUCAAUGAGUAUUAUGUUUCCUCUUCGUCCACGUUUGGCGAUUAUAAAUUCGUUUAUAUGGGACCAAAAGGCUCAGGGACAGCCUUUCAUAUGGACGUUUUUGGAUCAUAUAGUUGGUCGGCGAAUAUCGUUGGCAAAAAACUUUGGCACAUAUUUCCACCAGGAGAAGAAACCCGUCUACCCAAUGCCGAUGGGUACUUCUUGUAUGACUCUAGUACAGAUGAAGAAGACACUCUCUCUAGGAUUCCUACAUAUCAAAAACAUGAUUUAAGCUCCAUAAAGCGGUACGAGAUUAUACAGGAAGCUGGGGAGAUUGUAUUCAUACCGUCCGGGUGGUAUCAUCAAGUUUGGAAUUUGGAGGAUACAAUAUCACUCAGUCACAACUGGAUUAAUUCCUGCAACAUUUGGAUGGUUUGGCUGGGUUUGAAAAAAGAGAUGGCAGCGGUAAGGAUGACCAUCCUUGAGUUUGUCGAUGAUUGGACGGAUAUAGAGCGUGCACUUAAAUUCUCACACGGAAUGAAUUAUCAUGAAUUUUGGCGAUUCCUUUUGUACAUUGCUGAGAUCCGAUUAUCACACCUAAGAAUUUCCGUAAGUUUAACAUUCUUCCAGAAGUGGAAACUUGGCAGAAACCAUUGCCUUUUCGAUCUUUGUCAAAUAAAAAGGGUGCUCGAAGAUCUUUUACAUGAUGCAAUGGACACGUCUAUGUACCCUCACGUCUUUGAGCCGGAUAAGCCCGAAAAUUUAUUACAUAGAAUUAAUGAAGUAUUGUAAUAUAAAAUGUUGCAGUUGUUAAUGGCAAUAUAAAGAGAUUGUUAUUUUAUAAAUAAGACCAAUUUAUUUGUCUCUAGUUAUAACAAUUUUCUCAUAAUUUACAUCAUAUUAAAAUCUUCGCUCUCUUAUUUAUUUUCGCCAAAUUAUAAUUACAAAUUUGUAUGUAAUUGUGUGUUAUCCGCUGUCGUUAAACGCCAGAUAUUGUUAUUUCUUUAUCAAAGACUUCAAAUAAAUUGUGCAAUCUUGCUAGCGACCGUGCUAA
Molecule: messenger RNA, 1643 nt
Organism: Cephus cinctus (wheat stem sawfly)
Lineage: Eukaryota; Metazoa; Arthropoda; Insecta; Hymenoptera; Cephidae
Gene: JMJD4
Product: jmjC domain-containing protein 4
Exons: 4
Coding region: 146-1381 (411 amino acids)
Biological process (GO): positive regulation of translational termination; negative regulation of gene expression; protein hydroxylation
Cellular component (GO): nucleus; cytoplasm
Molecular function (GO): sequence-specific DNA binding; histone H4R3 demethylase activity
Source: RefSeq, a predicted model, not a curated record